UACAUGAGAACAGUGCCCACACACAUACACACACACACAGCUCAAAGGAUUUAUUACCUUGGACAACUUGGAGGCAACACUCAAAUAUCAGAAGAGGCCAGAGCACUUUGACAAGAAGCAAGAGCAGAGCACAGAGAACUGUGAACAGAGAAGCUUCUGAAUUCUUGAGCCAUUGGACUGCAUCAAGAUGAUGAAAAAAGCCAAGGUUUUAGAUCCAACUGCUCCCGGGCAAGGUGGACUGGAAAUUCUACCUCUCAAGAGACAAGGCAUCAAACGGAGAUCUAAGGUUCCCGGUGUUAUGAUUACACAGUACAUUGAGAAACUUCCUGAGGGGAUGACAACUCCAGACUUUACACGUAAACCCAUCGCUUUAACCAUUCAAGAAGGAAAACUAGCCAUUUUUAAAGCCAAAGUGUCUGGAAACCCAACACCUACUGUAUCCUGGCGUAGAGCAAAAGGAGAAAUGAAUGAUCCCCAAAAGUUUCAGAACAAAUAUGACCCAACGACUAAUGAACACACUUUGGAGAUACCUCAAGUGAGCUGUGAUGAAGCCGACACUUACAAAUGCUAUGCCACAAAUGAAUAUGGAAAAGCUGUUUGCCCUGUUAUCCUAAAUGUAAUUGAGGUUGGAUUCAAAAAGAACAAAGAAUUGCAAAAGGCUGAAGCAGCUCCAGCAGCUGACCCAACAGAGUUUAGAAAGAUGCUCAGGAAAGGUGCUGGCAAAAAAGUUGAGGAGAAAAAGGAAGGUGACAUUGACGACUCUGUAUGGGAAUUGCUGCUGAGUGCUGAGAAGAAAGACUAUGAACGCAUUUGCAUUGAAUAUGGCAUCACUGAUUUCCGUGGCAUGCUGAAGAAACUGGCCGAGAUGAAGAAGGAAAGAGAAGAGGAGCAGACACGGUUCAUCCAAUAUCUCAGUAAUCUCAAGCCCAUUGAGGUGAAAUCUGAGGAUGCUGCAUCUUUUGAACUGGAAAUGGUGCUCAAAGACCCCAACAGCCGCAUUUUUCUGUAUAAGGACGGCAUCAUGAUUCCAUUCAGCAAAGACGUUGAAGGCGAAAUGAAGCACGGUCUAAACAAAGUUGGCAAGAAGUACAUCUUCACUGUAAACAGUCUCAAUCCAGAAGAUGCCGGAAUCUAUCAAGUGGAUGUUGAGGGUGUCAAUAUCUUUUCAACGGAUUUCAAGAUUCCCCCUGUGGAGUUUGCCCUGAAGAUUAAGGAGGUGACAGCCCAAGAGAGAGAGGAUGCCAUCUUUGAGUGUGUUUUAACUCAGCCUGUUAGUAAGAUUACUUGGACCCUAAAAAAUACACCUCUCUCUAACAAUGAAAAAUAUGAGAUUACUUGUUCUGAAGAUAAACUGAUCCACCGUCUGAGAAUUAUUGAUUGUAUGCCUUUGGAUGCUGGAAUAUAUGCUGCUAUAGCUGGCAUUAAGUCUAGCAGUGCUUGGCUGAUUGUAGAAGCUGACAAAGACCCUGCAACAAAGGGAAAGAAGAAAGCCCGUAAAACCACUCAUGCAGGUGGUGGUGGUGAAGACUUGCUGAAGAUAGCUGCUGAGCAGGCAGAGAGGAAUAAGAAGGAGAUAGCAGAAGCUUUGGAGGCUGCUAAGAAACUCCGGGCUGAAAGAGAGGCAGUAGAAGCUGAAGAUAAAGCCAGAGCUGCGGCUGAAGCCGAAGCGGCAAAAGCGGCAGCACAAGCGGCAGCACAAGCGGCAGCAGCUGCUGCAGCCACGGCUGCUGCUAAAGCUGCACAGGAUGCACUUGCCGCAGCUAAAGCCAAAGGUAAAUCUGAGGCUGAAGCUAAAGCGGCAGCAGAAGCAGCUGCCCGGGCUGCAGCAGCUAAAGUCAAGGCCAGUGCUGAGGAGGAGGCCAGGAAGCAGGCUGAACUCAAGGCCUUAAGUGAAGGUCUAAGUGCUGAGCAAUCUGCUGCGGCAGGGGCUGCGGCAGCUGCUGCGAUGAAUGCACAGGCAGCUGCUGCAGCAGCAAGUCUUCAGAAGGCUGGAGCUGCAAGUGGAGUUGGAGGUGAUGCUGCAGCGGUGGUAGGAGCAGUAUGGGCUGCAGGAGCUACUGGACAAGCUGGAGGAGCUGGAGGAGCCGGAGGUGCCGGUGGAGCCGGUGGAGCUGGUGGAGCUGGAGGAGCUGGAGGAGCUGGAGGAGCCGGUGGAGCUGGAGGAGCUGAUGGAGCCGGAGGUGCCGGUGGAGCUGGAGGAGCUGAUGGAGCCGGAGGUGCCGGUGGAGCUGGAGGUGCUGGUGGAGCUGGAGGAUCUGGUGGAGCUGGAGGAGCUGAUGGAGCUGGAGGAGCCGGUGGGACUGGAGGAGCUGAUGGAGCUGGAGGAGCCGGUGGGACUGGAGGAGCUGAUGGAGCUGGAGGUGCUGGAGGAGCUGGAGCUGCUGGUGGGGCCGGAGGAGCUGAUGGUUCUGGAGGAAGCGGUGGGGAGGGAGGAGAUGGAGGAGAUGGAGGAGACAAGAAGCGUCAAAGAGCAGGACCUCUUGUACCAGAGACUGUCGUAGGUGGAGGUAACCCAUCAGAUAAAGAAAAACCAGCAGGGUCUGGCAAACCAUCAAGUUCCGGUAAUCCAUCAGGUUCCGGUAAUCCGUCAGGUUCCGGUAACCCAUCAGGUUCAGGAAACCCAUCAGGUUCUGACAACCCUUCAGGUUCCGGUAACCCAUCUGGGUCCGGUAGCGCUUCAGGUUCUGGGGACCCACCAGGCCCAGGGAAGCCACCAGGUCCCAGAGGCCCAUCAGAGGGCGGCACUGAAGGUACAGAGGAAGAAAAAGGAGCUGAAGAUGAAAAGGACGAGUCAGCUAAAUCUAGCAAGCGUUCAGGCCGUAAAAAACAAGACCCACAGGUUCCGGAGACAGUUGUUGAUCCUGGUGUUCACUUUUCUGCUGGGCUGGAAGACUGCAAAACUAUUGUGGGAGAGGCAGCUGAACUGGUCUGCAAACUUAGCAGUGCUGACUGUAAAGGUGUCUGGUCCAAAGAUGGCAAUGAGAUUACAGCCUCCACUGAGGGUAUGACUAUCAGUAAAGAGGGAGUGGUUCACAAACUGAAAAUUGCUAAAGUAUCAGAAGAAUUUGCUGGAAAAUAUCGAUUUGAGGCUGAUGGGCGUAAAACCGAAUGUGUGAUUGCUGUUGAAGAUCCACCAAGAUUCAAUCCCAAGGAAAUUGAAGCAUUUGCAAAACCGAUUGUGGUCAAACACAAUAAUAAAGCUACCUUCAAAAUUCCAUUUAUUGGCCGUGAGCCAUUCAAAGUCCAGUGGUACAAAGAUGGUGAAGAGCUCAUGCCAGACUCUCACUGCAGGAUUGAGACUUCAGAGGCUGAAAGCCGCCUGCUUCUCACCAAAUUACAGCGUAAAGACACUGGGGAAAUAAAAAUCAAAGUCAAAAAUGAGUUUGGCACAACUGAAGCCAUUUCUAAUCUAGUUGUACUUGAUAAACCUACCCCCCCACUUGGACCACUGGAAAUUGUCGAAGCAUCUGCCAACUGCAUUGAGAUUAAGUGGAGACCACCAAAAGACAAUGGUGGUUGUCCUAUUAAACAUUACACACUUGAGCGUAACCAAAUUGGACGCAACACAUGGAAAAAGAUAGGCCAGAUCCCAGGUGAAGCCCACUACAGAGACAGUGAUGUUGACCAUGGCAGAAGAUACUGUUACCGUAUCAGAGCUGAGACUGAUGAGGGCAUCAGUGAAGUGAUGGAGACUGAGGAUGUGCAAGCUGGCACUAAAGCAUAUCCUGGUCAGCCAUCUGCUCCAAAAGUAGUCAGUGCCUUUAAAAACUGCAUUACCCUGGCAUGGACUCCUCCGACCAACACUGGAGGAACCAGUAUUUUGGGUUAUAACUUAGAGAAACGCAAGAAGGGCAGCAACUUGUGGGGCCUAGUCAAUCCACCAGAUGAGCCAAUCCAAGCAAAGAAAUAUCCUGUAAAAGAUGUAGUUGAAGGAAUGGAGUACGAGUUUCGUGUGUCUGCCAUCAACAUAUCUGGAGCUGGUGAACCAAGUAUCCCCUCAGAAUUUGUGUUUGCGAGAGAUCCCAAAAAACCCCCUGGUAAGAUCAUUGACCUUAAAGUGACAGACUCCACCUACAAUACCUUGUCCUUGUCUUGGACUAAACCAAAAGAAGAGCCUGGUGUUCAGGAUGAGGCGAAGGGAUACUUUGUUGAUGUCAGGCCUGCUGAGAACACAGAAUGGGAUCGAUGCAACACAAAUGCCAUCAUCAUGACCUCCUACACUGUAAAGGGACUGAAACCAAUGGCCAUGUAUUGGGUUAGAGUGAUCGCCAUCAAUGAAGGUGGAGAGGGUGAGCCACAAGAGCUGGACAACUACAUCUUGGCUAUGCCUCCUCCAGUGAGACCGAGAUUCACAGAUUCUAAGAUCAAGAGCUUCAUGGUGGUCAGAGCUGGAAAUUCUGCACGAUUCAACAUCAACUUUGAGGCUUCCCCGCGUCCUGAUGUCAUCUGGCUCAAAGAUGGUACCCCUGUGUCCAAACGUGCCACUAUAAGCAAUGCUGAGGGAGGCUCUCAGAUCCUGAUCCCAUCUGCAGAUCGCUCUGAUUCAGGAAUCUAUACCAUCAUAGUCAAAAACGUUGUGGGACAAGAGACCCUCAGUAUUGAGAUUAGAGUUACAGAUGAGCCAAAGCCCCCAGGCCCCAUCGAGUUGGAUGAAAACGUUGUGGGCACAGUGACAGUUUCCUGGGAACCAUCCCCAGACGAGAAACGCGAUGAUCGCCUGCAUUACAUGGUGACCAAGAGAGACUCCAGCAAAAGGACCUGGCACACUGUAGCAGACCGUAUCUUCAACAACCGUUUCACAGCCUGUAACAUCAUGCCAGGAAGAGAAUACCAGUUCCGUGUGUACUCCAAAAAUGACAUUGGCCUGUCUGCCCCUUCGGACUCACCAAAAUGGCUUAUUACAUGCAAGAAAGAAAAAUUCACACUGAACAUCCCAGAGUCGAAGACCUGCAACUUGGAUAGUCCCCCGAGGUUUAUGGUACCCCUGAAAAUCCACACAGCCCCACAAGGCUACGAGUGCUACAUGAGCUGUGCCGUGCGGGGCAACCCCACACCCCACGUCACCUGGUACCACAACAAUGUCAGCCUCAACACUGACACCAACUACUACAUCACUAACACCUGUGGAGUGUGCUCCAUUCUCAUUCUCAGGGUUGGAGCCAAAGACAUGGGAGAAUAUAAAGUCAUGGCUGAGAGCCCGCUGGGAAGAGCAGAGUGCACCACCAAUCUCACAGUGAGAGAAUAAAACCUUGACAUGGGGAGGAUGUCAAAUCGUUGUUUUUUUGGAUUUCAGGCCCUUUGUAGAGCUACAGCAAUGAGUAUUUUUGCAAAAAGAUGGCUAAUGAAAAUGCUACACAGUAUGGCCUUAUGAGACAAAAAUGGUAGAAUCAAAUGCAUGUGAAAAACUACAUAUCGUCUUACUUUGUUUAAUAGCACAAAAACCUGAAAACAUAAAGAAAGAAAAAAACUGAAUUGUGCCGCUUGGGUGGCUGAUGCUUAAUACGCCAUGCUUACCUAAUCCUGUUUGGCAAUGAUUUUAGUUCAGCUUAGUUCAGGUUUGGGGGGUUAUUGUUCUUGUAUGCUAUUUAUUAAACUAUUUAUUCUUGGCUUCUGUGUACGUACACUGCUAUUUCACACUUUCACAAAUUCAAUUACACUACAGUAUGGUUAAAAAAGUGUAAAGUGCUGAUUUCUUGCAUCCAUUUUUCCUUUUUGCUUGUCUGGAAACGCUAAAAUCUGCUUCUUCAGAUAUGCUUUAUCAGCAAAAAUGGUUUGGUGUAAAUAAAUAAAAUAUUCAGGUUCUUUGAACAGUG
Molecule: messenger RNA, 5813 nt
Organism: Cyprinus carpio (common carp)
Lineage: Eukaryota; Metazoa; Chordata; Actinopteri; Cypriniformes; Cyprinidae
Product: immunoglobulin-like and fibronectin type III domain-containing protein 1
Molecular function (GO): protein binding
Source: RefSeq, a predicted model, not a curated record